Molecule: messenger RNA, 1072 nt
Organism: Emericellopsis atlantica
Lineage: Eukaryota; Fungi; Ascomycota; Sordariomycetes; Hypocreales; Bionectriaceae
Exons: 4
Coding region: 327-869 (180 amino acids)
Source: RefSeq, a predicted model, not a curated record
UGCCUGUUCGCAGCUGAACGUCCUGGCCUUCUCGCCGUAUAAGAUUUCGCAGACGACCUUUCGUCGCAAGGCUUGGUGUUUGAGACGGAGAUGAUGCAGUAGUAUGCGAUAAUUCUGUUGAGGAGCUCAUGGAUUAUUGUACAAAAGGUAAAGAUGGAGUCCAUCCACGACUCCAUUGUCAUUGUCGAGAUGAGACUCGCAACAUGGACAUUGCUUUUUGAUUCUUCAUUUUCGUUAAAGACAUCUUUAUAUAUCAUCCCAAUGUAUGAUUUGAACGAAGCAUACUACGAUCCAUUUACACACACAACGACUUCAGCCACCUGAACAUGGACGGCCUCAAUGAAUACCGCACAGCUCGCGUUGCACAACUAUUAGAGGACUUUCGCACACUCCAGUACUACAUCGCCGCCGCGCCCACCGAGCCACCCAACGCAGAUGACUAUUACACAGAGGGCUGGGCUGCUCUCCGGCAAUGUGCCAUUGACGGCCAGCACAUCCUCGAGUGCGCAGCUGAUACCAGAGUACCCACCACAAGCGGCGGCGAGGAGGAACAGUCCAAAGCCGAGCUGAGGCAGGUUCAUCUUGAUGCGCUUGCGAGGCGCCACGAGGCUCAGAAGAUCUUUCUUCGACAACAAGCCGCGCAACGGUGGAUAGAAUGGCGAGACCAGGUCCUUCAAGGGGGACGGCCAAGUUCCAAGACCCGUGCCGCAUUGCAUGCCUGCGAUUUGCAACUCCGCACCGAACUCGCUGCCAUCACGGAUGAAGACAUAUACAACGACCUGUUGACUUCCGACAUGGCAUUCGGACGCUGGACAGCCGAGGAUCCAAGUCCCAGGGCCGUUGUGCGCUGGCUUCGCGCUCGGCGGUAAUAGCUCCCGCGUCCCCUGAAGCCGUCAGCAAGACUCGAGCGUGGCGUAGGCGCUCAUCAAGUUUUAUUCUGCGGGCGCGACAAGGGGCGCCAUGGCUGGCACAUGGUUCCCAGCGCGACAGCAGUUACAAAAGGAUCCGAACAUCUGCAAUCUGUAAAAUGGUCAUAAUAGGUAUACACAAGGAUAGACGGGGCGUUUUUGUC